This is a messenger RNA of Quercus lobata, 1931 nucleotides long. It is a transcript of the gene ROPGEF12, whose product is annotated as RHO guanyl-nucleotide exchange factor 12. The coding region runs from base 216 to 1919 and encodes 567 amino acids. The record is from RefSeq and is a predicted model, not a curated record. The transcript has 7 exons. Lineage: Eukaryota; Viridiplantae; Streptophyta; Magnoliopsida; Fagales; Fagaceae. Gene Ontology annotation, molecular function: guanyl-nucleotide exchange factor activity.
CACAAAAAAUAAUUCUUAAAAAAAAAAAGCAUCUUCUUCAUUUGGACCUUAGGCUUUCCACCAAUCCUUUUUCCAUCUCUCUCUCUCUCUCUCUCUCUCUCUAGUAUUCAAAGACAACAGACAAAAUUGCUCCCUCUCCCGACCGAUCCAAGAGGUCGAACUCCCAUGUGUUCUACCUAGUUCAUUCUGUAAAAGUUUUCCUGAGAAAAUUAAAAAUGGUUCGGGCAAUGGAAGAAGAAAAAGAGGAUUACAAGUCUAAAUUGUUUCAUUUCAAAGGGAUGUAUGAUACUAGUGCAGGGCGGCAUUCAAAGAGUACGAGUUUUGAUUCUGGUGACACAGAGGAACCUACCGAUGAUAAUAGGAUAGCAGCAAGGAGUCAUCUAUCUGGACCUAUAUAUGAUCGUCCAUUGGAGAGACAGAAAAUUGGUUCUACAUUAAAUAAAAAUGAAAAAGGUCCUAAAUUACGAUUGAACAAAGAUGAAGCUGCACCCACAGAAGCCAAAGACAAGCAACCCUCAGAUAUGGAGCUAAUGAAAGAAAGGUUUGCUAAAUUACUAUUGGGUGAAGAUAUGUCUGGUGGAGGGAAAGGUGUUUCAUCAGCCUUGGCAUUGUCAAAUGCUAUUACAAACCUUGCUGCUUCUGUUUUUGGUGAACAAUGGCGACUAGAGCCUAUGUCAGCCGAAAGAAAAGCAAGGUGGAGAAAAGAAAUCGAUUGGCUCCUAUGCGUCACUGAUUAUGUUGUUGAAUUUACUCCUUCUCAACAAAAGUCCAAAGAUGGUGCUAAUAUGGAGAUAAUGGUGACAAGGCAACGAACUGAUCUACACAUGAACAUUCCUGCUCUGCGCAAGCUUGAUGCAAUGCUUAUUGAUUGUCUGGAUAACUUCAAGGACCAAAAUGAAUUCUGUUAUGUGUCAAAAGAUGCUGAUGAAUCAGAGAAAGGGAAUACGAAGAGGAAAGAUGACAAAUGGUGGCUACCUACUCCUAAAGUUCCCCAAGAAGGUCUAUCUGAAAUGUCAAGAAAAUUUUUGCAGUAUCAAAAAGAUUGUGUGAACCAAGUGCUUAAAGCAGCCAUGGCCAUAAAUGCUCAAGUUCUAUCUGAAAUGGAGAUCCCUGAAAACUAUAUUGAAUCCCUCCCAAAGAAUGGGAGGGCAAGCCUCGGGGACUCAAUCUACAAGAGUAUUACAGUGGAAUUCUUUGAUCCUAGCCAGUUUCUAUCCACCAUGAACUUAUCAUCGGAGCACAGAAUCCUAGACCUGAAGAACAGAAUUGAGGCUUCCAUAGUGAUAUGGAAGAGGAAGAUGAACCAAAAAGAUGGAAAAUCUGCUUGGGGUUCAGCUGUGAGCUUGGAGAAAAGAGAACUCUUUGAAGAGAGAGCUGAGACCAUUUUACUCCUCCUCAAGCAGCGGUUUCCUGGGAUUCCUCAAUCUUCACUAGAUAUUAGCAAAAUCCAAUUCAACCGGGAUGUUGGGCAGGCUGUUCUGGAGAGUUAUUCAAGAAUAUUAGAAAGCUUGGCCUUCACAGUUCUGUCCCGUAUCGAGGAUGUACUCUAUGCUGAUUUUGUCACUCAAAAUCCAUCACAUGCGGCAACUCAAAGACACCCUUUAAGAGAUUAUCCACAAAAUGCAAGUCCAGAUAGUUUUCCCAGUCCUAGAGAUGAGAGCUACCCGGAGACACCUGGUUCAAUGACAUUGUCUGAUUUCAUGGGUUGGGGUAUAGAUCAAAGUGAUGCUGAGUCUAAGAAGGACUCAACAGCAAAUUCAGAUGAUGGAUCCAAAGAUGGUGAGGGGAAGCCAAAUCAUAUGCAAAAUGGUGAGGGGAAGCAAAAUCAUAUACAAAAGCUUGCCAACUUAGUGACCAACAAGAGGAUUUCCUAUCUUGACAACUUGAGUGGUUUGAGAAGUCCAACUGCACGCCAUUGACAACUAAAGGGG